This is a messenger RNA of Synchiropus splendidus (mandarinfish), 4542 nucleotides long. RefSeq names its product stromal interaction molecule 2-like. Gene Ontology annotation, biological process: store-operated calcium entry; activation of store-operated calcium channel activity; intracellular calcium ion homeostasis. The transcript is spliced from 13 exons. Gene Ontology annotation, molecular function: calcium channel regulator activity; calcium ion binding; protein binding. The record is from RefSeq and is a predicted model, not a curated record. Lineage: Eukaryota; Metazoa; Chordata; Actinopteri; Syngnathiformes; Callionymidae. Bases 283 to 3312 code for a protein of 1009 amino acids. Gene Ontology annotation, cellular component: endoplasmic reticulum; plasma membrane.
GACUGAAGUGGACAAAGUGAUUUAGGACAAACCAGCUGGACUGAAAGGUUUUCAAGACAAUAGGCCGUGCUCCUCUCUCUCAACGGAUCGUGGAGGAUCAGACGCUGGGUGACUGAACACACUGGAUUAUGGACCCCUUAUUUUGGACUCCUUUCAUGACGACUGAGUCAUAAAGCUUUUUAUACUCUGGAAUAUCACAGCCCAUCUCAAAAGUAGAGCUCAGCAGCGAGGCUGUUCGGGACUUCUUUAUGAUCUGUUGGAAAAUAUCCUUCCCCCGGUGAGAUGUGGCCUCUGCCUCCGCUGCUGUACCUGCUGCUCCCUGCUGCUCUCUUCGUGGCCGCGCAUGGGGCCGGAGACCUGCAGGGCUUCAGCUUCCAUGGGGGGACUGCAGGGUUCGACCCCACUGACCCCUGCAUGGUGGUGUUUCCACCAUGCUUGAGUGAAGCCGAUCGCUUCAGCCUGGAGGCUCUGAGCAGCAUCCACCAGAUGAUGGACGAUGACCAGGAUGGAGGGAUCGAGGUGGAGGAGAGUGUGGAGUUUAUCAUUGAAGACAUGAAGCAGCAGCAAACCAACAAACACAGUCACUUGCACAGAGAAGACCAGCACAUCACGGUGGAAGAGCUCUGGAAAGGCUGGAAGUCGUCCGAAGUUCACAACUGGACCCAAGACGAUGUGCUGCGCUGGCUGAAGGACUUUGUUGAGCUGCCCCAGUAUGAGAGGAACUUUAAAGACUUUAAGGUCAAUGGAAACACUCUGCCCAGGAUUGCAGCCAAUGAGCCCUCAUUUCUUAGUGGGCACCUAAAGGUUCAGGAUCAGAGAGACAAGCAGAAGCUUAACAUCAAAGCUCUGGACGUGGUGCUCUUCGGUCCCCCGACACGGCCUCCACACAACUAUAUGAAAGACUUCCUGCUCAUUGUAUCAGUGGUGAUGGGAGUCGGUGGCUGCUGGUUUGCCCAAGCCCAAAACAAAGCCAGCAAGAUUCACAUAACCAAAAUGAUGAAAGACCUGGAGAGCCUUCAGAGGGCAGAGCAGAGCCUCACUGACCUGCAAGAGCAGUUGGAGAGAGCGCAGGAAGAGAAACGCAAUGUUGCGGAAGAGAAGCAAAAUUUGGAGGAGAAAAUGCGCGAUGAGAUCAUGGGUGCUCAAGAGGAAGCCCAUCGUCUGCACGAGCUCCGACAGGGGGCGGUCACAGAGCUCAGUCGCCUCAGAUAUGCAGAGGAAGAGUUGGUCCAGGUGCGUGGCGCACUGAAGCGGGCAGAAAAGGACAUGCAGGCUAGCUGGAAUGCAUCAGAAGCCCUCCAGCAGUGGCUUCAAUUGACUCAUGAAGUAGAAGUCGAAUAUUACAAUGUAAAGAAGCAGAGCGCCGAAUUGCAGCUGGCCAUUGCGAAAGAAGAGGCAGAAAGAAUCAAGAAGAAAAGGAGCUCAGUUUUUGGGACACUUCACGUGGCCCACAGCUCCUCUCUGGACCAGGUUGACCACAAGAUCCUGGAAGCCAAGAAUGCUCUAGCUGAAGUAACAGCUUGUCUACGGGAGCGCCUGCAUCGCUGGCAGCAGAUAGAGCGACUCUGUGGAUUCCCCGUGAUCAGGAACCCAGGCCUCGCCAACCUAUCUGCUCAGCUCUACUCUGACUCAAUGGCACUGGGGUUGCCCCGAGUGCCCCAGCCCUCUUGUUCUUGUCGCAGCUCAAUCCAUGGAUCUAUGGAGGACCUGAUGGAAGAAUCCCCAAUAAUGCAACAAAUUCCAGUUCAACCACUCAAGCGUUCCCCUCGCAACCUUGGUUCCACCAUCUGCCGCACCCGGCGACCGGGGGUCAUCACUCAGCCAACAGCCACGAUGCUCUCCGCCGACCCCGACCUGCUCCUUCCUAUUAGAGCGCCGUAUCCAUGCUUUGAUGAAGGUGACGGUUUCUUCAUCAAAACCCUGAAGAAACAGGACUCACAGGAAAGGUACUCAGACACAGAAUAUCCCACUUCACCCCCGCAGUGUAAAGUGUUCCCAGCUGCUGUUGUGGAUGCCUCGUCCCGAAAGUUCUACUAUGAUGAUUCGGAGGCGCUUCUUGACAGUGCCAUGACAAAUCCUUUGAGCAAAGACAUAGAAGUUGUUGAACCUCCAAUUCGCAAAGUGUCAAUCGACGACCUUGAAUCGUCCUGCAGGAAACUGACAAAAGAGAGAUCUUUUGAGAAUCCGAUGGAAAAUCCGAACCCAGAAUCCCUGACCGAGGCUUCGUUGAGAAAGCCAUCCAGAGACAGGAGUGAACUACCCGUGGAUGUGGAGUUCCUCUCCAGGAAAAAAGACAGGGACAUAAAAGCUGAGUUAGAUAGCUCUUCAAGGAAUAUCUGUAAGGAUAAAAAUGAUGCGCCACUGGAGGCCAGAAGACUAUUUUGGAAUGAGGUGGAAUCUGAUCUUGGCCCGAGGAAGAUAUCAAAGGAUAUGCUGGGCUUCUCAGUGGACAGCAGUUCCAGAAGACUGGUCCUGGAGGAGUUGGAUCACCCCUUCGACCACAUGUCCAAGAGUGUGACUAGAGAACUGAUGGCCACAGAUGUGAGUUCCAGAAGAUUGGAUACCUCUGUUCGGGCCAUGGAGAAAAUGAGCGACAGUGAAAGGACAACAUCAAAGAAGAUAUCCAUCGAUGAGUGCGAGUACUACUCCAAUGCAGCUGCUUUACGGAAGCCUACGAGAGAUCCAUUUGAGAGACUUGUAGACAUUUCACCCGCCGCAGAGCACGAAGAUGAGUUUUGUUUGGAACCCACGGCAAGUAGAAGGGUACAAAGAGAAGAUCUUGAGAUGCCUUUUGCUUCUCAAAGAAGGCGAAUGCCUCGGGUACCCAGAGAAAGCAUAGACAGCUCGAUCGACACACCGACAGGAAAGAUCUGCUGGGAUAAAGUUGACGUUCCCAUUGACAUCCCAAAGCAUUCUGGAGUGAGGGAGAAGAUGAGUGUCACCGAGUCGAUCUCCCCUCUUGUAGCAACUGGCCAGCCAGACCUCACAGCGACCUCCCAACAGCCAUGGAUGACCUCCGCUGACACGUUUGCUGUUGGCCCUUUGAGCAAACUUGUGUACGAUGGGAUUUUGGAAAAAUCUUGCAAUACCGUCGCUAUACCAACAGCGUCAACAACCACCAUCCCACAGAUGCCGGAGCCUCCACAACCACCCGCACAAGUCGUCCCUCAGUCGACAGCGACCACAGCAGAAUCAGAGGAGCGAAACAAGGAUAAAGAGAAAAGCAAGAAGUCCAUGAAACUCAAGAAUCUCUUCAAAAAGAAAAAUGAACCAACACCAGAGAAACUUCAGAGCGGCCUCCAGAAACUCUGACAGAUGGGGUUGGUCAGAAUGGCGAAUUCAGUUCCCUCACAUUAAAACACAACUCGAUAGGGUCAAUCGCAUGAGACCUGUUCAGAGAACAUUGGGUUUCAAACUCAGCACCCAACUGAAAGAGCCACUGCUACCUUUUCUUUCACAAAUUUCUUAAGCUGUCUGAAUGAUGCUGCCCAAUCCCCAGCUCACAAGCUACAUGCGGAUGUAGUCGGACUUUAUUUGAUACACUAGCAUCAUUACAUCACAUCACAGAUAACAAUGCCCUUCUUUUUUAGACACUUUAACUUGAAGUUAGUGUUUUCUAUUCUUUCUGAUUUGUACUUGGAAGUAAUUUCACAUCACGCUAGGAUUCGGUCUGAAGAGUCCAGUGGCACCAGCUUGUCUUCUGUGUCUUACUUGAAAUUGAAUUUCAUUUGUGUCCAGAUUGAGCCUUGAAGAAGUCGUGAGAUUUUUCUGUUUUGUUUCGAUACUUUUCUGUUUUCAUAGAAGCUGCAUUUUAGAAUCAAGUGAUGAUAACUGAUGGUCAAUUGCCUUUUCAAAGCGCGUGGAUCACGAUUCAAAAACUCUAUCCACAAAGUGCAAUCAGAUGAAAAGCAAAGAGGCAAAAGUUUUCUUCAACAUUUGAGAUUUGUUCACCCAACACAAGCACUUUCAAACUGUGUCAAAUCAGCAAACCUUGCUGGGUAUGAACACAUGAUACUCUUUAUUAUUUUUUUAUUCUUCACUUUGGAUGUAGUCUUGUACCAAUUUGUGUGCACAAUAUAGAAUUUGUUGCGGGGGCGAACACAGGUUUAUUGAAAUUUUGCAGGGAAAAUAAAAUUUGAGUUGGAGUUUCAUAGUUUACAACAUGGUGAAUGUGGAGAGAUGCUCCUCAGAAUCAUAGAUGAACAAAGCUGACUCCAUUGCUUGCUGCUUUGACACACCUUUUGAGACACAUCACUUCUCGUUCUUGAUGAUUCACUAAACUUCGCAGCAUGUGUUGGGAGUUUUAGUGCACACAAACCUGAAAAAAGCUGCCCCAUGUUUGUUCCCUCAUGUGAAAUGAUUGUUUAUGUUGCCUGUGUAUUGCAUUCAUACAGCUGUAGAGUUCGCUGAAACGCAACCGAGAGCCUUUCAAUGAAAUCACCAGAUUAGUUUUUUAUUUAUUAAUGGUGAUGAAUGUGAUACAUGAACACAACACAGUGAAAAAAUGCUUGAAUAUUUUUGUUGACGAUUGUUCCCUUUCAU